AUGUCUGGCAUCGAAAUCGCUGGAUUGGUCCUUGCGACAAUUCCACUGGCCAUCUCUGGCCUUGAGCACUACGCCGACGGCGUGGGAACGAUUCGAAAGCUGAGCCACAUUCGCGAGCACUUUCACUAUCUUCGGACCGAUCUAGAGGUAGAGCAAGUAUUGUUUAUGAACACCUUGGAGACGUUGCUCUCAGAUACCCUCGGAGCACAAAUCUGCAAUCAUCUGUUGACACAGUUGGGAGGCUCGAGCUGGUAUGAUUCUGAUGUGGACCGGCGACUUCGUGAAGGACUGCAACGUUCUUACGAUGUGUUUUUCAAAUCCGUACAGCGGAUUGAGGAAGCCUUGCGGGACCUGAUGGAAGCAUUGCAGCUUGAUGGAAACGGCAAGGGUCCAUUCUCCAUGGAACGGAGAUCCAUCGCGGAAGGGCUGAAACGGCUGAAGUUUGGCCUGAGAAUGAAGAAGUACCAAGAACAACUAGACACCAUCAAAGGCUGCAAUGGCCGUCUCCUCAAGCUCGCGGCGCAAUCAAGCACUCUCAGUCGCCAGUCCAGGCACCCAGCACGUGUCGUCUCCCACUAUCAGGAUCUGCGAAAUCAUGCCGUGAGCAUAUUUGAGUCAUUGAGUGCGGGUCUGUCGAGAUCUUGUAAAGAAAAACACAGGGUCAAUUUGUGCAUGAAGCCUUUUGCCGCACAAUCUGAUGACGAAGAACUGCAACUGGCCGACUCGCCGACGUUCAAAGUGGUGUUCGAACAUUGUGGCGCAGAUCGACCAGCAGGGUCAUCGGUAUGGGAGUUGGAGGAAACUGACAUUCGAAUGCUCAAUCUUGCAUCUCAUCCAAGGAACGGAAUGCAGUCUCUGCCGCGAUUGACGCGAACCCGCUCGGGCAAAGCGGCGACGGUGCGACAAUACAACAGUCCGCUGCAUGAGAUCAGCGAUGUCUGCACAGGCCUGGGCGGUCUGAAAGGCCUGCAGCAAGCAGCAUGUCUUGGGUACAUGGCUGACAUCCAGAACAACUUUCAGCUGGGCUUGUUCUGGCCAGGUCGCCGCAUGAUUAUUGGGGCGUCUCUGUCCGCCAUCUCGCUUGCUGAUGUCCUGGAUGGCCCACAACGAUCAUGGGUGAGCGACUUGGACAAGCGGAUUCUGGCUCUCUCUUUGGCCUCUGGAAUGUUGACGCUAUCCGGCACAGCUUGGCUCUCAAACGGUCAAUGGGGCAAGCGAGAGAUCACAGUGUUUCGGCAACCGAGUGGAGUGCUUUUGAGUCGCCCAUUCGUGACGCAACAGCUUUAUGGACCUUCGCGAGUAUCGCAGGCAUACUUCGAGACUUGCAGUCUGAUUCGAGAUGAGGCGACCUUUGCUCUAGGCGUAUUGCUUAUCGAACUAUGCAUGGGGCAUACUCUGGAUGAUCUUCGAGCUCCUGAAGACCUCACCCCAAAUGGCGUGAAGCACAAGCUUUCGGACUUUUUGACAGCUUCACGGCUGGUCGACGAAGUAUAUGGGAUAGCGGGAGGCCAUUGGGGUGAUGUCGUCCGCCGUUGUGUCCAUUGCGAAUUUGAUCAGCGAAACGUCGGUCUUGCCAAUGCGGAAUUUCGGCAGGCAGUGUAUGAGAGAGUGGUUGCUGUACUGGAGAAGGAUGUGCAAGAUGCUCAGUCUUGGUGAGGCAGAUGGAGUGGGACAUGAAUUGGUAAGGUUGGAGUUGGAGUUGGAGUUGAAGGGCAAGGAGAUUGCUGACCGGAGCUCUUUCCGCCAAGAGAAACACACAGACCAUGUCGGUGGCGUCACCGGGCUGCACCUCGG
This is a messenger RNA of Cercospora beticola, 1794 nucleotides long. RefSeq lists its product as uncharacterized. Lineage: Eukaryota; Fungi; Ascomycota; Dothideomycetes; Mycosphaerellales; Mycosphaerellaceae. The record is from RefSeq and is a predicted model, not a curated record.